AUGAGUAAUUCAGAUUUUGGUAUUAUUGCUUUGGAGAUCUAUUUUCCAAAAUUUUAUGUCUCUCAACAUGAUCUUGAAGUAGAGGACAAAUGUGUGGGAAAGUAUACUCAAGGAUUAGGACAAACAUCUCUUGGAUUUUGUUCAAUACAGGAAGAUAUAAAUUCAAUGUGUCUAACUGUUGUGAGCAACCUUAUCAGGCGUACAAAUCUUGACCUGAAAACAAUUGGUUUUCUCGAGGUUGGAACAGAAACGAUUAUAGAUAAAUCAAAGUCUACAAAAACCGUACUAAUGCAAUUAUUCGAAACAGCUGGUAAUUUUGACGUUGAAGGAACGGAUACAAAGAACGCGUGUUUCGGUGGUACCUCUGCUUUGUUCGGUGCGCUUAACUGGCUUGAAUCUAGUUACUGUAAUGGCCGUAUGGCGUUGGUUGUUGCAGCUGAUAUAGCAGUUUAUGGUGAUAAAUCAGCUCGUCCUACAGGUGGUGCGGGGGCUGUAGCAAUUUUACUCGGACCGAAUGCUCCUUUGGUGAUUGACUUUGGUCUACGAGCUGUUUAUAUGAAACAUUGUUAUGAUUUCUACAAGCCAAAUUUAAGCUCUGAAUAUCCUAUCGUUGAUGGUCACUUUAGUAUGCAGUGUUAUCGAGAGGCAUUAGAAAUGUGUUAUAAAUUAUAUCGACACAAAUCAGCUUCUAAAGGUCUCAAUAGUAUAAUAACAACACCUUGGCGAGAUACUUUACCGAAGGUGAACAAUGCAGUAGACUAUAUAUGUUUGCACGCACCAUUUACUCGUCUUGUACAAAAAGCGAUCGGUUGGUUAGCAAUGAUUGAUAUGCGUACAGAAGGCAUUAUUGCAGAUACAUCAAACAAUUCUGAUGUAUUCUUAUCAUCUUCAAAAGCUGGUCAAUUAUGUCAUAAUAAUCAUCAAAUGACGUCGAAAUCAGAGUAUUUUGAUCAGAUAGACCCAUCUAUUUUUAAUGCUUUAAAAAAUUACCGUUUACUUGAUGAUAAACAUGUUCCUGAUCGCCAGUUGGAUACAAUUUGUUUGAAAGCUACUGAAUCGUUGUACAGGCGUAAAGUAGAUCCUGGACUAAUGUUCGCUAAAAAUAUUGGAAACAUGUAUACUGCUUCUCUAUAUGCAUGUCUUGUUAGUCUUCUUCUUAAUACUUCAAAAGCUGAACUAUUAGGACGUCGUAUACUAAUGUAUUCUUAUGGUUCUGGAAUGGCAUCAGCUAUGUACAGUAUUCUUAUCCAUCCAGAUCGUGAUUUAUCCACAAUUUUGAAUUGUUCGCUAGAAUCGUCCAAUGGUUUGUCUAAUAUUCACAAACGUCUAUUUGAUGAGCGAACUCAAGUGACUGUUUCGCAAUUUGAACUAAUGCUUAAAGAACGAGAACUUUCACAUAAUUCAGCUCCAAUUGAACCAACAUUUCGACCUGAAGGACUGUUUCCUGGUUCAUAUUAUUUGAAGAAUGUAGAUGAUCGUUAUCGUAGAUUUUAUGAAAAAUUAUCAGAAUGUUAAAUGGUAAGUUAGAAAAAUGUAUCUUGCAAUAAUUUUUGUAUCAUUCAAUUUCAAUUUAUCAACGUAAGUUCACUCAAAAUGUUGUAUAAACUGUCAAAAGUCUGUUGGAAUAAAAAGGUUACCUAUGCCUACAUUUAGAUACAUUACCAUGAUAAAAAGCUCAUUAACUUGUUUUAAAUUUCAAACAAACACUUUAAAGUUUGAAUUGACUAAGAGGAGUUUUUAGAUUGAUGAAAGUGAGAUAUUUUCUCACAUUAAAGUUGGGGUUGUACUCUUUUCUCGUAAAAUUCUCUGUAGUUUUAUCACUUUUUCGAACUGUCUCAUCAUUUACAGAAGGAGCUAUUUCAAAGUAAUUUGACAAAAUGUAAAGAUCUGGGUCUAAACUGUUGGAACGAUAGUGAAAUCAGUCGUGC
Molecule: messenger RNA, 1928 nt
Organism: Schistosoma intercalatum
Lineage: Eukaryota; Metazoa; Platyhelminthes; Trematoda; Strigeidida; Schistosomatidae
Source: the annotation of a GenBank genome assembly